This is a messenger RNA of Cloeon dipterum, 1027 nucleotides long. It is a transcript of the gene RpL7A, whose product is annotated as ribosomal protein L7A. NCBI's taxonomy places the organism in Eukaryota, Metazoa, Arthropoda, Insecta, Ephemeroptera, Baetidae. Gene Ontology annotation, cellular component: cytosolic large ribosomal subunit. The record is from RefSeq and is a predicted model, not a curated record. The coding region runs from base 139 to 966 and encodes 275 amino acids. The transcript has 4 exons. Gene Ontology annotation, biological process: maturation of LSU-rRNA; ribosome biogenesis. Gene Ontology annotation, molecular function: RNA binding.
GCAUGCGUCAUCGCCAGCAGCGCCACCACCUUUAACAAUCCUCCCAACGCUGCUGGAAAUUGAUCGGCGACCCGACUCACGGGAACUCGCUGAUUAUCCUUUUAUUUCUGGACCAUCGGCAGAUAAUUUACGCCUAAAAUGGUGCAGAAAAAGAUCAAGAAGAAGGUCGGUAAGAAGGUUGCGGCGCCGCCUCUGGUGGUGAAGAAGGUCGAGCCCAAGAAAGUGACCAACCCACUUUUCGAAAAGAGACCUAGGAAUUUCGGAAUUGGCCAGGACAUUCAGCCCAAGAGGGACCUGAGCCGGUUCGUCAAGUGGCCCAAAUACAUUCGCAUCCAGAGGCAAAAGGCCGUGCUGCAGAAGAGGCUCAAGGUGCCUCCCACCAUCCACCAGUUCAGCCAAACCCUGGACAAGCAAACCGCCGUGCAACUGUUCAAGUUGUUGGACAAGUACAGACCAGAAACCAAACUGGCCAAGAAGAUCAGAUUGAGGAAGAAGGCUGAGGAGAGAGCCGCCGCUGCCGGCAAGCAGGGUGGAGCCGAGGCUGGAGCACCCUCCCGCAGGCCAAACACCGUGAAAUUCGGCGUUAACAAUGUCACCAAGCUGGUCGAACAGAAGAAGGCCCAGCUGGUCGUCAUUGCGCACGACAUUGAACCCGUUGAGCUGGUGUUGUUCCUGCCUGCUCUGUGCCGCAAGAUGGGCGUGCCCUACUGCAUAAUCAAGGGCAAGGCGCGCCUUGGGCGGCUGGUGCGCCGCAAGACGUGCACGGCCGUGGCGCUGACCAACGUCGAGGCCGGCGACCGACCCAACUUCAACAAGGUGGUCGAGUCCGUCAAGAACAAUUUCAACGAGCGCUUCGACGAGAUCAGACGCCACUGGGGCGGCGGUCUCCUUGGCUCCAAGUCGACAGCCAGGAUCGCCAAGCUGGAGAAGGCCAAGGCGCGCGAGUUGGCGCAGAAGCAGGGCUAAACAACCUCCUUCUCUCAUAUUUGUUCUAUAAAAUAAAAAAAGAAAAUCACUUCAAUAGAAA